UCCCGGUACAGCCGCCUCCCUCGCCCCGCCCCCUUCAGAAAUCAAUAGCAGCCUUACUUCCUGGAAGGCCUCAGGGACUUCCAAGAGCCUUCACUGGAAUCCUCGCUUCUGCAAACCAAAGCCAUAAUCAUGUCGCUGCGAGACUGCCAGGCCUGGAAGGAUGCCGGCCUCCCACUCUCAACCACAAGCAAUGAGGCCUGCAAGCUGUUUGAUGCCACCUUGACCCAGUAUGUGAAGUGGACCAAUGACAAGAGUCUUGGUGGCAUCGAGGGCUGCCUGUCAAAGCUCAAGGCAGCGGAUCCAAACUUCGCCAUGGGCCAUGCCAUCUCUAACGGCCUUGUGCUCAUUGGCACGGGAAGCUCCGUGAAGCUGGACAAAAACCUGGACCAGGCUGUGAAGACGAUGGUGGAGGUUUCCCGAACCCAGACCCUGACGCCUCGGGAGCAGCUGCACGUGUCUGCUGUGGAGAUGUUUGCUGAGGGGAACUUGCCCAAGGCCUGUGAUCGCUGGGAACUGAUUCUCCGGGACCACCCGACAGACAUGUUGGCCCUGAAGUUUUCGCACAGAACCUACUUUUUACUGGGUAACCAUGAGGAGAUGCGGGAUUCCGUGGCUCGGGUUUACCCCUUUUGGACCCCUAGCAUCCCCUUUAGCAGCUAUGUGAAAGGCAUCUAUGCUUUUGGACUGAUGGAAACCAACUUCUAUGACAGAGCAGAAAAGCUUGCCAAAGAGGCUUUAUCUAUUGAGCCCACAGAUGCCUGGUCAGUGCACACUAUGGCCCAUAUACAUGAGAUGAGAGCAGAGGUCAAAGACGGGAUGGAGUUCAUGCAGCGCACAGAAGGCCACUGGAAGGACUCCAAUAUGCUGGCUAGCCAUAUCUAUUGGCACUGGGCCCUGUACUUGAUUGAAAAGGGGGAAUAUGAGGCCGCGCUAACCAUCUAUGACAGCCAUAUCCUUCCCAGCCUGCAGGCCAGUGGUUCCAUGGUGGAUGUGCUGAACAGCUGUUCCAUGCUCUACCGUCUUCAGAUGGAAGGGGUGUCUAUUGGCCAACGGUGGCAGGCUGUUCUACCUGUGACCAAGAAGCAUACCCGAGACCACGUCCUUCUCUUCAAUGAUGCUCACUUGCUGAUGGCCUCCCUGGGUGCACAGGACCUCCAGACCACACAGGAGCUGAUGACCACUCUGCAGGAGGCCAGCAAGUCCCCAGGGGAGAACUGCCAGCACAAGUUGGCACAAGAUGUGGGGCUGCCCCUGUGCCAGGCCCUUGUGGAAGCUGAGAACGGGAACCCUGACCGAGUCUUGGAACUUCUCUUGCCAAUCCGCUACCGAAUUGUCAAGAUUGGGGGCAGCACCGCCCAGAGAGACAUCUUCAACCAGCUGCUGAUUCAUGCGGCCAUCAACUGCACAUCCAGCGUCCAUAAGAAUGUGGCCCGGAACCUUCUGAUGGAGCGUGAUGCUCUGAGACCCAACUCACCCCUGACUGAGAGGCUCAUCCGCAAGGCAACCGCUGUCCAUCUCAUGUAGUGACCAAGGCUGGGUCCUUGGCCUACAGCCCAGCUCUGACCUCCUGGCUCUCGGUCGUUGUCUGGUUGGGUUAUGGUUAGGAAAUAGCUGGGCAUCCUUGGCGGAGGAUAAGGUUAAGUCCUGAG
This is a messenger RNA of Acomys russatus (golden spiny mouse), 1649 nucleotides long. RefSeq names its product tetratricopeptide repeat protein 38-like. Lineage: Eukaryota; Metazoa; Chordata; Mammalia; Rodentia; Muridae. Gene Ontology annotation, molecular function: protein binding. The record is from RefSeq and is a predicted model, not a curated record. The transcript is spliced from 14 exons. The coding region runs from base 130 to 1524 and encodes 464 amino acids.